Diospyros lotus (date-plum) is the source of this 4497-nucleotide messenger RNA. RefSeq lists its product as uncharacterized. NCBI's taxonomy places the organism in Eukaryota, Viridiplantae, Streptophyta, Magnoliopsida, Ericales, Ebenaceae. The transcript is spliced from 25 exons. The record is from RefSeq and is a predicted model, not a curated record. The coding region runs from base 322 to 3993 and encodes 1223 amino acids.
UGGAAUUUCCAAAUAAAUUAAAGCAGGGGGAAGUGAAACGGUGAGUGAGGAAAGCGAACAUUCUGAGUGCUCACCGUCAACCAGCCUCUUCAACAUCAAUUAUUCUUUCUCAGUCGCUGUCUUGCAUCAAUUAUUCUUUCCCAGUCGCUGUCUUGCAAUCUACUUUGAAGGGUUGAUCUUCCGCGACUGUUCGGUUUCUGAACUCCGAUUAUAGUGGUACUACACCCUCGAUACUCUGUUUGGUUGCUGGGAGGUUUCGAGCGUAAUUAAAUCAAGCAAAAUAAAUUCCAUUGUUUAGAUGAAGGCCAAGUCCUAUUGACAAUGUUAGGAGAAGGCUUUAACAACAAGGCCCGUAGAUGGGUUAGAGAGAUGGACAAUGCAGAGAACAGAGACAGUGCCUUUUUGAUAUCCUCCAAAAGAAUUCAACCUGAUCCUGUUUUUGGUCGAAGGAAUUGUGACCGUGGGUAUGGAGUCCCUUCUCCCGCCAAGUUCCAGAGUAUACACUUGCCGUCAGGUUUAAUAGCAGUGCCACGUGCUAUCCCCGUCGGUCACAGUGCCAAUGGGUCAGGAUCAGAUAUGGACAUGAGCACUGAUUCCGAUGAUGAGGUUAAUGGCAUGCAGUCCUCACUUGUUUCAUCAUCUCAAGACAUUAAAAUACCCAAUGGGGCUGGUCCUGGACAUACCAAUUUUGUGCUUAGAAAAGGAAAAUAUUUUAGUGAUCCAGCUGAUUCAGAAAUUAGUUCAUCUAGGAAUAGAAAUGAGGGGGACCAAGGCCAUGGUUUGGAGAAAUUGGGAAGUCAAGGUAGUGUGGUUCCAGCUUCGCAGCAUUUCACAGAUGCUGAAUUAUCAGAUUCAGUUGCAGGCUCUGAAGUGUCGUCUGUGCUAUUUAAGAACAAUAAUACCAAUGUAGCUAGCCAGGGGACAUCCACUUCAGUGGAUUACUAUUCUGGUAUUGGUUCACAGCAAAAUGUAAAGAAAGCAGCCAAACAGGAUUCUCAAGGCAGAACAUUGCAAAAUAGGGAGUUCUUUAAUGAUGGUGUCUCCAGUGCAGCUUCAUUUGCUGGCUCUGUUCAAGAAAUCAAGUUAGUUGCUGAACAAAUGCCAACUUUUAGAACACACGGAACUACUGCUUGUGAUAAUACUGGCAUUAGGGAUCCACUUCCAAGGGCUGCUGCUGGUGCUGUGCCUUCGAGCCCCUUACCAGUUCACCAUCCCACAUUUCAUGCAAGUGGUUUAGGUCCAUGGUAUGCUGUGAUUUCGUAUGACGCAUGUGUUCGACUAUGUCUUUCUGCAUGGGCCCGGGGUUGUUUGGAAGCUCCCAUCUUCUUGGAAAAUGAGUGUAUGCUGUUGCGAAAUGCUUUUGGUUUGAAACAAGUAUUGCUGCAACCAGAAGAAGAACUACUGACGAAGCCAUCCUCAGAAUUGAACAGCGAAGGUUCUGCGCUCAAGCCUAAGAAAACUUUUGGCAAAUUGAAAGUGCAGGUUAGAAAAGUGAAAAUGGGACCAGACCUACCUACAGGUUGCAGUAUUUCAUCUCUAAAACCUCCAAUGAUAAAAUUGGAAAGGCUUCAGCUUCAUGUGUCCAAUUUAGGGUCAACUCUCUCAUCUGGAUGUGGAGCUCUUUCUAAAGUUCGUGUGGCCCCUCAUAUUCCUGCAAACAGCAAUUUUUCACGUCGAUGUUUGGGAUAUGUUCAUGCUGGCACUGGGUAUAUCAAAGAGGUGUCUGGGCUUCUGAAAGCUAGCGUAACAUCUUUGGGCUACAGUUCAUCAUCUUAUGAAGUAGUUUCAGAAACUUAUUCAUGUUUGUUGAGGCUAAAGAGUUUACCAGAGAAGGAAGCGGUUCGAAUGCAUCCAGGAUCUAGCGAAACUCAUGUGUUCUUGCCAGAUGGUUUUGGAGAUGAUCUAAUUAUAGAAGUCCAGGAUUCAAAGGGAAAGCACUGUGGUCGAGUUGUAGCUCAGGUGGCUGCUGUUGCUGAAGAGCUGGGUGACAAGCUUCGCUGGUGGCCAAUAUGUAAGGAGCCUGAGCAUGAACUUGUUGGAAGAAUACAAUUAUACAUAAACUACUCGACCAGCCCAGAUGAGAAUAAUCAUCUUAAGUGUGGUACUGUUGCAGAAACUGUGGCAUAUGACUUUGUUCUAGAGGUUGCUAUGAAAAUUCAGCAUUUUAAACAAAGAAAAUUGUUGUUGCAUGGUCCCUGGAAGUGGCUAGUUACUGAGUUUGCAUCAUACUACGGAGUUUCUGAUGCAUACGCUAAACUAAGAUACCUUUCUUAUGUUAUGGAUGUGGCAACACCCACUGCUGACUGUCUGUCCUUGGUGCACGAGUUGCUACUACCUGUAGUGAUGGAGGGCAAGGCCAACGGCACCUUGAGCCGUCAAGAGAAUCGCAUCAUGGGGGAAGUUUUUGAUCAAGUUGAGAGGAUUCUUGCUCUGGUUUUUGAGAACUACAAGUCACUUGAUGAAUCAUCGCAGUUGGGGAUCAUUGAUGCAUUCAGUCCUGCAACUGGAUUGGCUGCACCUGCUCUAGAACCAGCUUUGAAAUUAUACAAUCUUUUGCAUGACAUACUCUCUUCUGAGGCACAGUUAAAACUCUGCCGAUAUUUUCAGACUGCAGCCAAGAAGAGGUCCAGAAGGCACUUGUCAGAAACUGAUGAGUUUAUUUCCAACAAUAAUGGGAGUACAUCUAUGGAUUCAGUUGCUCUUUCUACUGCUUAUCAGAAGAUGAAAUCUCUUUGUUUGAGCAUCAAAAAUGAAAUUUUUACCGAUAUGGAAAUCCACAACCAGCAUGUGCUCCCCAGUUUCAUAGAUCUUCCAAAUCUUUCUUCCUCCAUAUAUAGCGUGGAGCUUUGCAAUCGAUUGCAUGAAUUCUUGGUUGCAUGUCCACCAAAUAGUCCUUCACCUCCCGUGGCAGAACUGGUUAUUGCAACAGCUGAUUUCCAAAAGGAUCUUGCCCACUGGAAUAUUGAGCCAAUCAAAGGUGGAGUUGAUGCAAAAGAGCUCUUCCACUCCUAUAUAAAAACUUGGAUUCAAGACAAACGCCUUGCUCUGCUUGACUCCUGUAAACUUGAUAAGGCAGGCUGGUCUGGUGUUAGAGCACAACAUUCUGCAACUCCUUUUGUUGAUGAUAUGUAUGACCGGUUGAAGGAGACCUUGAAAGAAUAUGAAGUCAUUACUUGUCGGUGGCCAGAAUACACUUUUGUGUUGGAAAAUGCUAUAGCAGAUGUUGAAAAGGCAAUCGUCGAAGCUUUGCACAAGCAGUAUGCUGAUGUUUUGUCCCCGUUGAAGGAAAAUAUAACACCCAUAAAAGUUGGCCUCAAAUAUGUACAGAGAAUCACCAAAGGCAGUAUAUGCAUUUAUGUUGUCCCCGAGGAGCUGGCAAUUCUUUUGAAUUCCUUGAAAUGCAUGAUUGAUGUUCUGCAACCCAAGAUAGAAGCCCAGGUGAGGUCAUGGGGCGCUUGCAUGGCUGAGAGUGGAAAUGCUGUUGCAGGAGAGUAUCUCAGUGAAGUAACAGUAAUGAUGCGAUCCAAAUUUAGAAAUUACAUGCAAGCAAUGGUAGAGAAACUUGCUGAAAAUACAAGGAUGCAAGGUGAAACUAAAUUGAAGAACAUAAUCCAAGACUCAAAAGAAACUGUUGUAGAAUCCGAUAUACGAAGUAGAAUGCAGCCUUUACAGGAACUCCUGAUGAAGACCAUUGAUCACCUCCAUACUAUCUUUGAGACUCAAUUGUUCAUAAUAAUCUGCCGAGGACUCUGGGAUCGGAUGGGACAGGAUGUACUGAGGUUCUUGGAGAACAGAAAAGAGAAUAGGUCCUGGUAUAAAAGCUCACGAGUUGCUGUCUCUAUUUUGGAUGACACGUUUGCAUCACAAAUGCAACAAUUGCUUGGGAAUGCCCACCAUGAAAAGGAUCUCGAGCCACCCCGAUCCAUGAUGGCAGUGCGCUCAAUGCUCUGUAAAGAUGCCAUGAACUGCAAUGAUGACAAUUACUACUAUUGAGCCUGGCUCCCCUACGUAUACUAAAAGCGCUAGAGGGAUGCAUCUACAUGUUCAUAUUUCCUUGUACUGAAUGCGAGGGAGGAUGCUGCCACUUUCUGAUCCAGUAUUUGCGGUUGAAUAGUUGAUAUCAGAAUCAGAAGGGACUGAACAACACUUCACCGGUUCGCAGGAGGAAAAAGUCAGACUCAAUUUUGUAGAGGUAGAGCAACUCAGCCUGCUUGUUCUGAUGAGACUACCAAUUGCCAUGGCCUCCAUGGUCACCUUGUACUUGGGAGAUCCAAGUGUGAACAAAUUGGGCACUGGAAUUUGAUUUUGUUGCAAGUUUUAUGUGCUCCUGAUGGCUGCUGCUAACCCAAUUAUAGCAAGGAAGUUGCAGUCUAAUGGCUUUCUUACAGUACUUCUUGUUGAAACUGUCAUAAUUUUUUUCUCUGUUGCAUGUCUUUGUACUUGGGAAAGAAAGAGGAAAUGAGGAAACAGAAGAUUGGACGUUUGAUCAAAAAUAAA